Haemonchus placei is the source of this 1125-nucleotide messenger RNA. Lineage: Eukaryota; Metazoa; Nematoda; Chromadorea; Rhabditida; Trichostrongylidae. The record is from the annotation of a GenBank genome assembly.
AUGCCGCCCCGAAUGCGGCGGGCUGCGCUCCUCACGUUGACUACCUUGCUGCUGGCUCUCAACCGAAUGGCAACUGCCCUUUUUCUUAUAAACUGGGACAGCGACAUCAUAGCCAGUGAGCAAGAGUCUGAAUAUGCAGAGAGAGACGCGCUCAGCAUUCAUUUCGGGGCUGACAAAAAGAACCUCACUAUUUUUCCUUCUUACGAAGUCAUGAAAGAAAGAAUUGGUCCGUUCAAAGAUGUAGAUCGAUCGAAACUGGUCAAUCACAACUACGUUGAAAUGACAGCUUGGCUAAAGGCAACAGUACUCAACUAUCCGAACAUAACAUACUUGUACUCGGUGGGGAAAAGUGUACAGGGUCGUGAACUCUGGGUUCUUGUUGUUUCAGACAAUCCGAGAGAGCACGAAUUGCUCGAACCUGAAGUGAAAAUCGUGGCCAAUAUGCACGGCAAUGAGGUAGUGGGACGAGAGGCUGUGCUGUAUUUAAUCGAAGUUCUAUGUUCUAAUUAUGGAAAAAAUGAAUAUCUAACCAAAUUCGUGGACAAUCAACGAAUCCAUUUCAUGGCGUCGAUGAAUCCGGACGGCUAUGAGCAUGGGCUUCCUGGAGAUCGCGUCGGAUUUUACGGACGUAGCAACGAGCACAAUGUUGACCUGAACCGCAACUUCCCGGCAAGGUUCCCGUCUCAUCGUGAACAGUCCGGAGGUGGUGAUCCAGAACCAGAAACAGCAGCAGUGAUGAAGUGGCUGGAGCAGUACCCAUUUGUUAUCAGCGCAAAUUUGCAUGGAGGAUCACUCGUGGCCAAUUAUCCUUUCGACGACUCUGUGACUGGUCAGGACCACAUCUAUUCGGCAACUCCUGACGACAAGCUCUUUGUCGAAUUAGCCUACAGAUAUGCUCGCGCUCACCCGCGCAUGUGGAAAACUGGCCGGCGAUGUGGCCUGUCUGUUGAUGGGGAUGUCUUUUUGAAUGGGAUCACAAAUGGGGCCGAUUGGUAUCAUUUGGCUGGCGGUAUGCAGGAUUGGCAGUACACGCACACGAACUCGUUCGAGGUCACGAUUGAAAUGGGUUGUUACAAAUUUCCUACAAACGAUAUGCUGCCAAAGUUAGUUUUCAGGUUUAAAUGA